AAAGAAUAACAUUGAAGAGCAAAGCAGUGAGACACAGAAAGGCUAUGGCCGACGAACUCUACGGCAUAUAUAUAUCAGCGUACCGAACCUUCUUCCUCCGAGAUUUCAUCGCCGAUUCCUCUCUCCGAUCGCCCUCUUUCUCUCUCUAUCGCCUCUACUUUCCAGGUUCUCCGUCUCCUUAGAACAAGAUUACUAAAAAUUUGGAAAUCAUGGGUGAUGCAAUUGAUUUAACUGGAGAUGGAGGUGUCAUCAAGACAAUUGUAAGGCGUGCCAAACCUGAUGCAAUUGCUCCAACGGAGAAUCUUCCUCUUGUUGAUGUUCAUUAUGAAGGCCGCCUUGUGGAAACUGAUGAAGUUUUUGACACUACACAUGAAGAUAAUACUAUUUUCACCUUUGAACUUGGAAAAGGCAAUGUAAUCAAGGGUUGGGACAUUGCAUUGAGAACUAUGAAGGUUGGGGAAGUUGCAAAGCUCACUCUCAAGCCAGAAUAUGCCUAUGGCAGCACAGGUUCUCUGCCAGAUAUACCCCCCGAUGCAACCCUAGUCUUUGAAAUUGAGUUGGUGGCCUGCAGACCACGGAAGGGUUCGAGCCUAAGUAGUGCUUCAGAUGAGAGGGCUAGGCUAGAGGAGUUGAAGAAGCAAAGGGAAAUUGCUGCUGCGAUGAAAGAGGAGGAGAAGAAGAGGAGAGAAGAAGCUAAAGCUGCUGCCGCGGCUCGUAUCCAAGCCAAGUUGGAAUCCAAGAAAGGUCAAGGAAAGGGAAAAGGCAAAGCAAAAUAGGCCCCCAUCAAACAUUUUCUCCUGACAAGCAUAUCCAUAUUAAGCUUUUCAUUAGAUAAAAAGCUUUACUAUGACAGUCAACAUUAUAAUAUCUGACCAAGGAAACCUGGUGAGACCUUAUGUAAAAAUGGUAAUCAACAAGCACUUUAAGUUUUAGUUGAUUGUUAAUUUUAAAUAAAAUUCAUAAUGUAUCAUAUCAUUAAGCCCGCUACUUCAUAGGCGCCACGUACUAGAUCCAACCAAUUGAUACA
Molecule: messenger RNA, 1027 nt
Organism: Camellia sinensis
Lineage: Eukaryota; Viridiplantae; Streptophyta; Magnoliopsida; Ericales; Theaceae
Product: FKBP-like peptidyl-prolyl cis-trans isomerase family protein
Biological process (GO): protein peptidyl-prolyl isomerization
Cellular component (GO): cytoplasm
Molecular function (GO): peptidyl-prolyl cis-trans isomerase activity
Source: RefSeq, a predicted model, not a curated record